Molecule: messenger RNA, 1179 nt
Organism: Arachis duranensis
Lineage: Eukaryota; Viridiplantae; Streptophyta; Magnoliopsida; Fabales; Fabaceae
Exons: 1
Coding region: 1-1179 (392 amino acids)
Molecular function (GO): zinc ion binding
Source: RefSeq, a predicted model, not a curated record
AUGCCUAUAUUAUUUAUUGAUGGUUGCCACUUAAGUGGUCCAUACAAGGGAACUCUUCUAGCUGCCUCUACAUGCGAUGCAAAUAAUGACUUAUUUUCAAUUGUGUAUGCAAUUGUUAGUGCUGAAAAUAAUGAGAAUUGGCUUUGGUUCCUAUCUAAUUUGAAAGAACUAACUGGGUCAAUUCCAGUUAUGUUAAUAUCUAAUAGGCAUCCAUCAAUUAUUGUAGCUGUGGAGCAAGUAUAUGACAGGGAUAAACAUGCAUAUUGUUAUCGAUAUGUGAAAGAAAAUUUUUGUGCAGAAACUAAAAUGUUACAGAGGGGAAUACGCGGUAAAGUAAAAGAGGAUGCAAAAAAGCUACUAGAUGCAAUUUGUUAUACUCGUUUUGGCACAGAGUUUACAGAAGCUGUGGAACAACUUCGUGCAUUUUCACCAGAACUUGCAAAUUGGUUAGAGACUAAAGGAGAUAUUAACAAAUGGGCAAAGUCUCAAUUCCUUCAUCGACGAUGGGACCUCAUAACUACCAAUGUAGCUGAAUCAUUUAAUUCAUGGAUAAGAAAAGAUAGGACUCAUAGUAUUUGUGCUUUAAUAAUAGAGCAUAUAGACAAACUUGCAAAUUUGUUAUAUACUGUAAAGUUAGAGAUGACUAAAUGGAAGAAUGAAGUUGGGCCAAAGAUUGAUAAAAUAUUGAUGGAACAUGUAGCUAGAAGUGAGUUUCUUAAAGCAGUGAGAUAUGGAGAUCAUAAUGUUAUGGUUAGAGGGUCAAAUGUUGAUGUAUGUGUGAAUCUAAUACACAAAGAAUGUACAUGUCUUGAAUGGCAAAUGACUGGAAUUCCAUGUCCAUAUGCUUGUGAUGCAAUCAAAUUAUUACAUGGCAACAUCUACACCUAUAUAGAGGAGUACUAUCUAAAAAGUUCACAACAAAAGAUUUAUGCGAGCAGUAUGAUCCCAAUUGAAACUCGUGACAUGCCUGAUGUCAACAACCUGACCCUAACAGACUGGGUGAAUAAUAUUUUCAUAUGUCACCUACAACAACUCGUCCUCCAGGAAGACCAUGCAAGAAGUGCCAAGAGUCACAAUUUCAAGAUAUGCGUGUUUACAAAUGUAGCCUAUGUGAUUAGAGUGGUCAUAGUCUUUCUAAAUGUAGAAAUCCUAAUCCAGAAAGAAUAUGAGUUUUUUUAG